AUGGCGACCUACCUAUCGCACCUGCGGAAGCUCAAGCUGCCGCGUGCGCCGGGCUCUCUCUCCGGCGCCGGGCAGCCGUCGCCUACGCAAGACAACAAGGCGAUCGUGAGGCAACUCUACGAUAUUGUGUCGAAGAAAUCGAUUGAUGAGACAGCUCUGAAUCAGUUUCUCAAAUUGUUUUCUGAGGGGUUUUGCUGGUCUUCGGCGACGGACCAGGAGGUUCGGGACUGCCGGAAUGCGGUCGUCGACCUCGUCGUAGCGGACAAUACCCUGGUGACUGCGGUGAUACAUGAGUUCGUGCUGCGUUUUCGCGGCGUCAGCGAGGAUGGCGCUAAGAUCGACCUUGGUGGUCGGGUGUUUGACAGCUUGGUGGACCUGAAAAAGCGGUUGCGCCAGAUCCUGAUAGAUAGCCCGUCUGGUGUCUGCCUUGAGGGCGACGAUCUGUCGCUGUUGCUUUCGGUGUUGCGUAACCAUCCGCGAUGUCGCGAUGCGAUGGACGCCGUAGAUGGCGUGUUCCCAUCGGUGCACUUGAAUCCCAAAUACCGCGGUUUGCGCUGUUUCUUUUACCGUCGCAAGGACGGGCAGUGCGUCGAUUUCAGCUACGCGCGCUGCGCAGAUUACGUGAAACCGAGAGCGGCUCGCUACCAUGAGAGCUUGUGCGAAGUGAUCAUUGAGCUGUGCCGACUCUUUCCGGGCGUGGUUGGCACCGUGGCCGACUCCUUAGAGAUAGUUUACCCGCAUUACAACCUGGGCAUUGAGCAGCACAUUGCGGUGUCGCGCAGCAUGCUCAUCAUAGCGCGCCACGUGCCCCCGCUGCGUGGCGUGGUGUACCGCCUGCUCAUCAAGAAGAUGACCAUCAUCGACGCCGAGAUACGGGCGUCCGACCCGACGUCGUUCUGCGAGGUCAAGCUGGAGUCGAUGCGCAGCGACUCGCUGAAGGAGAUGGCCGAGAAGCUGCGGAGCGGCGAGCUCGGCGUCUCGGAGGCCAAGCAGCAGAUGGAGGGCGACGCGUGGUACAAGCGGAUGCAGGACCUCCGCACUGACGAGGACUUCGACGAGAUGACCCAAAAGCUGGACAGCUUGAUGUCCAUCGUUUUGUACGAGCUGCGUGAUCUCCUGAUGGCCAACUUGAACACCGUCGCAUGUGAGAGUGGUGCUUCGCAUAUGCACUCGAGCGACGCCGGGAGCUCGCACGUGGAGGACCACGCGCUUUCGUCCUCCGACUCCGAAAGCGACUCUGACGAGGAGGUCUCUCGGCAGGGGCGCACGCCGUCCAACGGUGCUGUCGGCCGCGUGAAGCAGGAGCUCGAUGACGGGGGCGGCCCCGUGCAGGGACCCCGCUCCGCAGCCGAUGUGGGCCACGCCGCUGCUGGCGCGGUGAAAUCCGAGUACAACGGCAACACCGUCACCACGGUGUCCGACAUCAUCAUUUCGGAGUUGUUUGACAUUUUCGAGGACAUCAUCUUGCCGACUCACAACUGCAAGUACGUGCAGUUCAUCUACAUGUACGUAAUAUCGUUCCACACCCCGUGGACGCAUCUGUUCCUCCAGCGGCUGCUGCUGAUCCUCUACGACGAGGAGGCGCACUCGAUCCGCCGGAAGGUGGCUGCGAACUACAUCGCGUCCAUUGUCUGCCGCGCGAACUUCAUCGAUGGCCAGCUGGUGUGCAGCAUCGUGUACUACCUGUUCUCGAUGCUGACCAAGUUUGACUAUCUGUUGUCGCAGUGCCCCGAUUCGCUGGCCUCCAGCAUCGGGUCGGACACCACCCCACGGUCGCGCAACAGGUUCGGGGAGUCCAUGAACUCCAGGUCCACCGCGCAGCUCAAGCGGUGCUACUCGCUGCAGCAGGACCUUCUCCACAUAAUUGGCUACCACGGGGGCACCAUUGGGAUGUCGCCUCGUUGCGUGCGCUACCUGCAGGAGGGCCGGAACUCGCUGUGCGCCUUCAUCGACAGUCGGCUGCACCCCAUCGGCCACAUCCCGGAGAAGAUCAUCGACGACGCCAUCGCCGCGACGUCCAUCGUGCCAAACCUGCGCAAGCUGCACAUAUGUCUGGCGCGUGCCAAGGAGGCGAUAUUCAGCAACGACUCGUCGUGCCUCAAAGGCUUCACCGCGAGGUCGGUGGAGUCGCGGUACCCGUUCGGCUCCUUCACGCUCUACCACUCCGGCUGUUUCGUCCGCGACAAGUACCGCCUCACCACCUACUUCGAAUCUCAACGCGAUGCCGUCUCCAGCAGCAUCAAGGCUGAACCCGAAGAGCUGCCGGUCAAGCGCGAGGAUUUGUGCCACCCCUCCGACGUACCGGCCGCGUCGCAGUCGAGCGCGAUCACGGUGGCGCCCGCGGCCGCCACUGGCGCAACGCGGGUGUACGAGUCAGUCGUUGCGCAAGCAACGGAGGUUAAACACGAGCGUGACUAUGCGACGUGCAGUGCAACGUGUGGCCGUGAGCAGGGACAGGUUGAACCUGUCAAGUCGGAUGUAAUCAUGGAUUCCAGUUUGUCGUCCACCGACGAAAACGCGGCAGCGCUACGCAUUGCCGUCAACACAAAUGCAAGUUCACCGCUGAAAGAAGACAGCGCCUCGUAUGGGGAACAGUACGAGCCCAAGUCCCAGCACUCACCCACCGACAGUGCGGCGUCAGUUGCGAACGCCAUCAAGGACCGGCUGCAGAAGAAACACCGCCGCCGCUGGCAGUCGCUUCCCGCUGACGUGGAGCCCGACUACGAUUUCUGGGGCUUCAACUACGCCACGCAGAGCUCAAGCCACAGCCACGGCGAUACGGACACUUCGACGGAGGGCAGUUACAAGAAACUGAAGAGCGAUGCGGCUGGCCACCUUGGCGACCCCAAUGCGCCCGCCCCUUCCACCACCACCACCACCACCACCAACCGUCACGGAAGCAGUGACAACAACCGCCUGAUCGUCAUCGGCAUAGACCAGCUCGACGACUUCGAGCUUUCGCUCUCCAGCUCCAUUCUCGUGAACGCCCCCCGCCGCAGCUCCACCCGCAUUUUCGACAUGCUGACGUCCACUGCGGCGUACAAGUCCGCCAUCAUAAACUCAGCCGCCACGAAGAACAACCACAAGCAAUCCCGUGUUACGUGA
Messenger RNA from Babesia bigemina, 3105 nucleotides. RefSeq names its product RRN3 domain containing protein,putative. The transcript is spliced from 2 exons. The coding region runs from base 1 to 3105 and encodes 1034 amino acids. Gene Ontology annotation, biological process: transcription initiation at RNA polymerase I promoter. Gene Ontology annotation, cellular component: nucleus. Gene Ontology annotation, molecular function: RNA polymerase I general transcription initiation factor activity; RNA polymerase I core binding. The record is from RefSeq and is a predicted model, not a curated record. Lineage: Eukaryota; Apicomplexa; Aconoidasida; Piroplasmida; Babesiidae.